Apiotrichum porosum is the source of this 2394-nucleotide messenger RNA. It is a transcript of the gene MCM7, whose product is annotated as Mcm2-7 hexameric complex component. The transcript has 4 exons. The record is from RefSeq and is a predicted model, not a curated record. Gene Ontology annotation, molecular function: ATP binding; ATP hydrolysis activity; single-stranded DNA helicase activity. Lineage: Eukaryota; Fungi; Basidiomycota; Tremellomycetes; Trichosporonales; Trichosporonaceae. Gene Ontology annotation, biological process: DNA strand elongation involved in DNA replication; DNA replication initiation; double-strand break repair via break-induced replication. Gene Ontology annotation, cellular component: nucleus; MCM complex. The coding region runs from base 1 to 2394 and encodes 797 amino acids.
AUGGCAAGCGCAAACGUUGGAGUGCUCCCAGUCGCGAGCCUUCCUAUCAACUAUGACGAGGAGAUUGAAAAGAUUACCGACUUUGUGUCGCGCUUCGUGCCCGACCGCAGGCGACGCACCGCUGCGUUGCCCGCCGAUGAUGACGAGGCGGCAGAGGACGAGAGCGAGGAUGAACUCGAGGACCUGGAUGACCUCGACAUGGACGAGGGUGAAGGCCGUAGCAAGGCCAAGUACAUGCGCAUCAUGCGCAAGGUCGCCAACCGCCAGACCACUGAGGUGGUCGUCGACCUCGCAGACUUGCAAAAGUUCUCCGAGGACCAGUCGCUCCUCCACAACAUUCUCAACAACACGCGUCGCUACGUCCAGCUCUUCGCCGAUGUCCUCGACAAGCUCAAGCCCGAGCCAGACCAAGCGCUUGACAUGGCCGCCGCCGACGUUCUCGACAUCUUGAUGUCACACCGUGCGCGGAGAAACGCCGAGCUCGAGGAGGACAGCGACGAGACCCAGUUCCCUCCCGAGCUCAUGCGUCGUUUCAACGUCUACUUCCGCGCCCCUCGCAGAAAGGAAGUUCUUGCCGUUCGCGCUGUGCGUGCCAGCCACCUCGGCCACCUCAUCACUGUGCGCGGUAUCGUUACCCGCGUGUCCGAGGUCAAGCCUCUCCUCCUUGUCAACGCCUACACUUGUGACUCUUGCGGAAACGAAAUCUUCCAGGAGGUUGCUCAGAAGUCGUUCACGCCUCUCGCCACCUGCCCCUCCGAGGCGUGCAAGACUAACCAGACCAACGGCAACCUCAACAUGCAGACCCGCAUGUCGCGUUUCCAGCCCUUCCAGGAGGUCAAGAUCCAGGAGAUGGCCGACCAGGUUCCCGUUGGUCACAUUCCCCGUUCCAUGACCGUCCACAUGUACGGCUCCCUCACUCGCUCGGUCAACCCUGGUGACGUGGUUAACAUUACCGGUAUCUUCCUCCCCACCCCUUACACGGGCUUCCGUGCCAUGCGCGCCGGUCUGCUCCAGGACACCUUCCUCGAGUCGAUGCACGUCCACCAGCUCAAGAAGCAGUACUCUGCCAUGGAGGUUACUCCUGAGAUUGAGGAGGCCAUUGAGGAGCUCAAGGAGGACCAGAACCUCUACUCGCGCCUCGCCAACUCGAUUGCUCCUGAGAUUUAUGGCCACGAGGACGUCAAGAAGGCCCUGCUUCUCCUUCUUAUUGGUGGUGUCACCAAGACUGUCGGCGACGGCAUGAAAAUUCGUGGUGACAUCAACGUCUGCCUUAUGGGUGACCCCGGUGUGGCCAAGUCGCAGCUCCUCAAGUACAUUACCAAGGUCGCCCCCCGUGGUGUCUACACCACCGGUCGUGGUUCGUCUGGUGUCGGUCUGACUGCCGCUGUCAUGCGUGACCCCGUCACCGACGAGAUGGUUCUCGAGGGCGGUGCUCUUGUUCUUGCCGACAACGGUAUCUGCUGUAUCGACGAGUUUGACAAGAUGGACGACUCGGACCGUACCGCCAUUCACGAGGUCAUGGAGCAGCAGACCAUUUCGAUCUCCAAGGCCGGUAUCACUACUACUCUCAACGCGCGUACCUCUAUCCUUGCCGCUGCCAACCCCCUGUACGGCCGCUACAACCCCAAGGUCUCGCCGGUUGAGAACAUCAACCUUCCCGCUGCCCUUCUCUCGCGUUUCGACAUUCUCUUCCUCAUCCUCGACACGCCUACGCGUGACGAUGACGAGCGUCUUGCCCAGCACGUCACCUACGUGCACAUGCACAACGAGGCACCCGAACUCGACUUUGAGGCUAUCGAGCCCACGCUCAUGCGCCACUACAUUGCCGCGUGCCGUAAGAUUCGCCCCAUCGUCCCUCCCACCAUGAGCGAGUACAUUGUCUCGUCCUACGUCCAGAUGCGCAAGCAGCAAAAGGAGGACGAAGCCGAGGACAAGAACUUUACCUACGUCUCGGCACGUACCCUUCUUGGUGUGCUGCGUCUCGCACAGGCUCUCGCCCGUCUCCGCAUGGACUCUGUCGUCGGCCAGGGCGAUGUCGACGAGGCCCUCCGUCUGAUUGAUGUCUCCAAGGCGUCGCUCUACGAGCACCAGACCCGAACGGGCGAGGACACGACCGACACGUCCAAGAUUUUCCGCAUUCUCAAGGACAUGGCCUCGGGCCGCGGUGGCGCUGCCCGCCGCCGUGGUGGCCGUCGUGGUGCCACCGAGUCGGACGAGGAUGAAGACGACGAGCUCGAGGAGCUCACCAUCGUCGACGUCCGUGCCCGUGUCCUGGCCAAGGGCUUCACCGAGAACCAGCUCAUGGACACCAUUACCGAGUACGAAAACAUGGGCGUCCUCAUGCGCACGGCCAACAACACGCGUGUCCGCUUUGUCAACGCGGACGAGUAUUAG